CUACUAUUAUUAUUUCACUAAAACCGAGGUUAAAUUCAUUGGAUGCCACCAUUUUUUGUUUCUUGUUUUCUUUUCUGUUCAGGCUAACUGCCAUAACUGUGAUUCCCUGCCUCAAAAAACCAGAAACCACACCAUUCCUCACUAUCUCUACACUUUUUCCUAAGAAAAGGAAAUAAAAAAGAACAAUGUUUUUCUUUUUCCCAAUUUAAUAAGAAAUAGAAAAAAAUAAAAAGAAACAAGAGUUUUCCCUUUUCCAAACUAUAUAUAAGUGUCGAGCUUUAAUUUUUUCUAGGAGCAUAUUUAUAGCAUAUUCUUUAGUUUCAAUAACUUGACCAAAGUUUCUUCCUUUCAUACAUUUAACCUUCUGUUUGCUAUAAUUAUAUAACCCCUUUUGAUUUUCUUGGAGUUUUGGAGCUAAAGUUUUAAUCUUUGCUAUACUUUGUGUAAACCUUUUUGAUUUCUUGAGUUUCUUUGCCUGCAAUUUUGUUAUUUGGAGCAUAUUCUUUAGUUAUAUGACCCCUUCUGAUUUUCUUGGUGUAAUUGUGCUAAAGUUUUAAUCUUUGAUAUACUUUUUGUAAACCCUUUUGGUUUUUUGAAGUUCUUUGCCUAGAAUUUGGUUAUUAGGAGCAUAUUCUCUAGUUAUAUGAUCCAUUUUGAUUUUCUUUGGGCUAUUUUGCAAAAGUUUUAAUCUUUGAUAUAUUAUUUGUAAACCCUUUUGGUUUCUUGAAGUUUGGAGUUUGAUUAUUUGGGGCAUGCAAAUUUCCUUUUGAUUUUCUUGUGGUUUUGGAGCUAAAGUUUUAAUCUUUGCUAUACUUUUAUAAACCCUUUGGAUUUCUUGAGGUUUGGAGUUUGAUAAUUUUGGGACAUGCAAAUUUGUUUGGUAUAAUUAUAUGACCCCUUUUGAUUUUCUUGAGGUUUUGGAGCUAAAGUUUUAAUCUUUGAUAUAUUUGUUGUGGACCCUUUUGAUAUCUUGAGUUUUGGAGUUUGAUUAUUUUGGGGCAUGCAAAAUUCUUGAAUGAGAUAUGAAGUAUUCUGGGGUGGUUGUUGUGUCAAUCUUGGUUUGGUUUUUGGUUUUUGUUAGUCUUGUUGAGGUUAAUAAGGGUCAAAUUCCAACCACAGUUGAUGGACCUUUUAAGCCAGUGACUGUACCUUUGGACCAAAGUUUCAGGGGACAUGCUGUUGAUUUGCCAGACACUGAUCCCAGAGUUCAAAGGACUGUUAAAGGAUUUGAGCCUGAACAGAUAUCUGUUUCCCUUUCUUCUACUUAUGACUCUGUUUGGAUUUCUUGGAUUACAGGGGAAUAUCAAAUUGGUGACAACAUUAAACCAUUGGAUCCAAGUAAAGUUGGCAGUGUUGUUCAAUAUGGGAAAGAUAAAUCCUCGUUAAGGCACAAAGCAAUUGGCGAGUCCCUUAUUUAUAAUCAACUUUAUCCAUUUGAAGGACUUCAGAACUACACUUCUGGAAUCAUACACCAUGUUCAACUUACAGGGUUGAAACCAAAUACAUUAUACUAUUAUCGAUGUGGAGAUCCUUCUAUACCAGCUAUGAGUACUAUCUACCAUUUCAAGACCAUGCCUAUUUCUUCUCCAAAGAGCUACCCAAAGAGAAUAGCAAUUGUAGGGGACCUCGGUCUAACGUACAAUACCACUUCCACUGUUAGCCAUUUGAUGGAGAACAAUCCAGAUCUUGUUCUAUUGGUUGGAGAUGUCACAUAUGCUAAUUUGUAUCUCUCGAACGGAACUGGUUCAGAUUGCUAUUCGUGCUCAUUUAACGACACUCCGAUACACGAGACCUAUCAGCCUCGGUGGGACUAUUGGGGAAGAUAUAUGCAACCGCUGGUGUCCAAAAUUCCUAUCAUGGUGGAGGAGGGGAACCAUGAGAUAGAAGAACAAGCUGAAAAUCAGACAUUUGCAGCCUAUCGUUCUCGCUUUGCAUACCCAUCAAAAGAAAGUGGAUCAUCCUCCCCAUUUUACUAUUCUUUUAAUGCGGGUGGCAUACACUUCAUCAUGCUCGGAGGAUAUGUCGCCUAUAAUAAGUCAGAUGAUCAAUACAUGUGGUUGGAGAGGGACUUGGCUAAUGUUGAUAGGAGAGUUACUCCGUGGCUGGUUGCCACUUGGCAUCCACCUUGGUACUCUACUUACACGGCACACUAUCGAGAAGCUGAAUGUAUGAAGGUAGCGAUGGAAGAUUUGCUGUACGAGUAUGGUGUCGAUUUAGUCUUCAAUGGACAUGUUCAUGCUUAUGAAAGGUCAAACAGAGUCUAUAACUACACACUGGAUCCUUGUGGUCCAGUCUAUAUAACUGUCGGUGAUGGUGGAAACCGCGAGAAGAUGGCAAUUGAACAUGCUGAUGAGCCAGGGAAAUGUCCAAAACCAGAUAGCACCCCGGACAAAUUUAUGGGCGGAUUCUGUGCCUAUAAUUUUACAUCAGGUCCAGCUGCUGGUAACUUUUGUUGGGAUCAACAACCUGAUUAUAGCGCAUACCGAGAAAGUAGCUUCGGCCAUGGAAUACUAGAGGUGAAAAAUGAGACACAUGCUCUAUGGACAUGGCAUAGGAAUCAGGAUAUGUACAAUAAAGCUGGAGAUAUAAUUUACAUAGUCAGGCAACCUGAGAAAUGCCCUGUUAAACCUAAGGUAAUUAAACCCUGGCCAAUUGGAAAAUACCAAUUUAAUUGGAUUUAGAAGAUACUCUGACCCCAAUUUACUUGUAAUUUAGCUGAGAGAGGAAAAAAGAAUAGGAAAAAAAUAAAUCUAUUCUUUGGAAAUAAUGAUUUAUAAAUUAUGAUUGACAACAUUAAUAUUUUUUAAUAUAUUAAAAAUUGUACAUGUAAUCAAGAACCCUCCAUUUGAUGUAUAUUUGGAAGACUGUCACAUUUGAAUUUUAA
Messenger RNA from Nicotiana tabacum (common tobacco), 2884 nucleotides. Its product is annotated as purple acid phosphatase 15. Lineage: Eukaryota; Viridiplantae; Streptophyta; Magnoliopsida; Solanales; Solanaceae. The record is from RefSeq and is a predicted model, not a curated record. Gene Ontology annotation, molecular function: metal ion binding; acid phosphatase activity.